CUUCACUCAGCACAUCUGCCUGUGUAGACCGCUGCCCAGAAACACAACUGAACCACGAACCGGGACAUUUUCUUCUUCAUGGGCAGAAUUAUUUCCUUUGGACGGAAGCUGACACAUCAGAGGGAUUGAAUUUUACACAUGAGAGGAAAAGAAAUGCUUUGCUUACGUGACUCAAGCGACUGCUUACGGGAGCACAUGCAGUACAUGAUGAGGUCCCUGCAAGACCUCAAACAACUGCGGAGGACCUGCCCUGCAGCCAGACGCCCCCUUGCCCCCAUCAGCACCCAACUGCCAGAGUUAGCGCGCCACUCUGCAGUGGCACGUGCAUGUCAGCAGCGAGCACUGCAAAGAGAACAGCGCACACGUCUGCGGAUAUCUGACGCCAGCACAGCCAGUACCUAUGACUCUGCCUGCUGCCUGGCGAGUCCUCUGGAGGAGGAGGAGGUGGAGGAUGAUGACUCAGCUAGUCAACUGGGCCUGAGCCUCAGACUGGGCCUGGGCUCUCCCAGCAGUCAGAAGAGUCUGGAGUUUGACUCAGGCUACUCUGAGGCGUCAUGGCAGGAUGAAGCUGUGGUUCUUAGGAGGACGAGGAAUGUGCGCGUGUCCUCCUCAGCCUGCCUCCGUACAAACAGAGCACCGAGUGGACGCAUCCGACCUAAAUCCACCUCUGACGCCUGUCUAGAGAGGUGGACAUCAUUUGAGGUCAGCGACCCAGAGGACUGGACAAACUCUUUAUUGACCAGGGGGCGCAACCGCCAACCUCUGGUUCUGGGAGACAACAGCUUUGCAGACCUCAUACAGAACUGGAUGGACUUGCCAGAUUGCCCUGAGCCCGCUGACCUGAAGCCGAGCUCGAGACGCAGACUGGGAAGAGGGUUCCUUGUCAACAUGAGAAGGAAACUAGCUGGGUUUUCCAAGAGUGUAGAGGACAGAGUGAGGAUGAGAUCCACAGACUCUGCUCACGCUAACAGAACAGCAAAUGCUCCAAAACGUCUGUCCUGCCCAGUUGUGGCAUCGCAGCCCAAAGUCCCAUUUUUCCACCAAUCACACUCAGGCAUUAACGAGCUGGACUCAGACUUUUACCACUUCGCCGCCCUCAUGAAGUCAGGCAGCCGACAGCCCAUUAUCUGCAAAGACAUUAUUGGCUACAUCUGACACAUCAGUUUCAAUGUAAAGCCAUGUACAGACAGAUGGACAAUCUUCAGAGUCACUUUAUUUUUAUAUCACUUUUUUUCACCUUUUAUAUGCUGUGAUUAAGCUAUUGGA
Molecule: messenger RNA, 1266 nt
Organism: Seriola dumerili (greater amberjack)
Lineage: Eukaryota; Metazoa; Chordata; Actinopteri; Carangiformes; Carangidae
Product: PAK4-inhibitor inka2-like
Exons: 3
Coding region: 139-1155 (338 amino acids)
Cellular component (GO): nucleus
Molecular function (GO): protein serine/threonine kinase inhibitor activity; protein kinase binding
Source: RefSeq, a predicted model, not a curated record